AUCUUUUGUAUUACCUGUGCAACUACAGCCUUCGAGGUGGCACUUGUUUGUCCAGCUUGUGAAACCAGCCUAACACAGCCAGAUGAUAUUGUUAUUGUGGAAUUGAACCCCACACAAGAGUAUCGGUCUUCAAUUUUAUCUGGUCUUAGACCAGAAAUCAUCAUGGAGGUCUGCACUCGGGCCAUCUCAUUUUGGACGUACCAAACAUCUCAGGAAAUCAAAUAUCGGGAAAUGACGCAAAAGUCACAGGAGGACAAAAUCAGUCUUCUUGAGAAGCAACUGCAACGGGUGACGCGCGAGUUCAACGCAGAGCUUGGUGGCAAGUAUCUUCUUAUACUUCCAUAA
Messenger RNA from Lobosporangium transversale, 345 nucleotides. RefSeq lists its product as hypothetical. The transcript is spliced from 3 exons. Gene Ontology annotation, molecular function: ubiquitin protein ligase activity. The record is from RefSeq and is a predicted model, not a curated record. The annotation marks the transcript as partial. Gene Ontology annotation, biological process: reciprocal meiotic recombination. Lineage: Eukaryota; Fungi; Mortierellomycota; Mortierellomycetes; Mortierellales; Mortierellaceae. Gene Ontology annotation, cellular component: synaptonemal complex.